AGGACGCUGAUCCGUUCGUUCAUCGCUCUCGCUCUCUCCCUCGCCGUUCCCGUGUGCAAUACUUCCUUCUAAAGGGGGACAGCCGCCUAUCUCUCCAUGGUAGGCUCAAGAUCUAGUCUGUUCAGAUUUCAGAUCAGUCGGCUCCAGGACUCCCAUCUAUCACGGCUGGAGGUCAUUCUGAUGCACCUUUCUCCCAUGAGUGCACUCCAAAGAUGAUAGCAGAUGCCAUGGAGAAGAAAGUGCAGCGCUUGGAGAAGGACCUGGAGGAGAUGAAGAGAAAGUACGAACUCCAGUGUCGACGUUCUCAUCAGCUGGUCGAGGCAUUCCAGCUCAAGAUGCAGGAAAAAGAAACGGAGCUCCAGCGACUUAAAAUCCUCCAGGAUUGUCAGCUGAGGAACAUCAUCAAGAAACUUCUCCACGUUGAGGUGCAGCUCAGGAAGGAGAAAGUGUCGCUGACGAGAUGCGUUCAGGAGAAGGAAUCAUGCAUCCAGGAGCAACGAGAAGAACUCGAGCGGCUCAGAGGACUCCUGUGUUUACGGAAGAACGGUGUGACGAACUCGCGACUGAAGAGCAACCUUAAAAGCAAGAGUGAUAGUGACAUCGUUGCGGGGGAUAUGAAGAUCGUCCGAGUCGGCUCCUCUGUGUCUUUCCUCUUGCAGAAUGGAGGACGGAACGAGAGCGACGAAGAGGACACCAAGAGUGACUCAGACGCCUUCUGUGAUGAACCAAAGAGUUCCAUCAUCGAGACCAUCAACUGUGUGUUGAACGGGUCAAGUCCUAGUCCUAAACGGAGCCCGUGUAAUGAGACUCAGUUGAAUCAGACUGGCUUCCGUUACGGCAGCAAGGACAGUGGGAUCGAUUCUGAAUCACCAAAUUCUAUGAGUGAGAAAAAAGAUCAGCUGGACUUGAUCGAAACGGAGCAAACCCAGAGUGAGACUGGUUUCCACAUCCACCUCAAGGACGUUUCGGAUCACAUGGUGAGGCAGAACUUCGAGGAGUUCAAACUGGAGAACGUGGAUGACAGUAUCUCCAAUUCCAGCAUGGAUGAAACGUGCGAGAUCCCUUCGCCUCCGCGACAGUCCGGCGACGGGGAGCCAACCAGCCCCAACCAGCUCCCACCUGGACCUGAUAGCGAAGAUUAUCGUAAGUUAAUCCAGUUCCACGGCAGUUAUGACAAGUUCCUGGAAGCGACGGGCUUGAGUCAGAAGUCCAUCCUAACGCCGAGUCGCAUCAUGACCAAUCACCGCUCCGUCACGAAACCCAAAGAUGUGAAAAACAGGAGCCGAUGGAAGGCUGCAUCCAAUACCUCGUCUCCCGAAGGUGAUCCUCAGGAAAAGAACUUCGUCAAGUACUGGGCCGAGCCGAAUUAUUUGUGAGAUUGCUGUCGUGCGAUAGUGAUGCCUUUCAGGGACCAGAGGAUUGAUUUUAUGCCAAACAGAGCCAGGAGAAUCAACGUUUCUUCCACUUCGUACACGAAUGAUCCCUGCUCUGAUUUAUCACCAAAGCCAACCCUGUUCACAAGGGUUAUGAAUUCAUGCAUUCCAG
Messenger RNA from Darwinula stevensoni, 1545 nucleotides. The record is from the annotation of a GenBank genome assembly. Lineage: Eukaryota; Metazoa; Arthropoda; Ostracoda; Podocopida; Darwinulidae.